Prorocentrum cordatum is the source of this 594-nucleotide messenger RNA. Lineage: Eukaryota; Dinophyceae; Prorocentrales; Prorocentraceae. The record is from the annotation of a GenBank genome assembly.
AUGAAGCUGCGGUACUGCAAGUCGGGCCUCAACCGGCACGCCGGCAUCGCCGAGACGGAGUGGAUGCCGGACGAGGCGAAGGACGUCUUCGGCACCCCGGUCUCGCACGGCAAGAACCUGAUCGCGCGCGACGACAGCGGCGGAUCGCUCGCCGCACUCUUCCGGGAGCUGGACGCGCCCUUCGUGGGCGCGGCGUCCGGGAGCAUCGAGCAGUUCGUCUUGACGAUGGAGGACGACUGCUGCGGCGCACACCCCGAGGGCCUCGUGCCGUCCUCGGCGCUUGACGUGCGCGAGGCGCUGAUCGGCCUCCAGACCAUGACGCUCGUCGCGGGCGGCCAGCACUCCGUGGCCGAGUGCGUCAUCGUCGCGCAGGGCAUGGGCUACUUCUCGGGUGUGCCCAGAGUGGAGGACGGCUACGCAGAGGCCGUGGCCGGCUUCGAGCGGCACCUCGCGGGCCUGGGCGUGGCCCCGGGAGAGGGCGUCGGGCCCCUCGAGCAGCUGUGGGGCGCCUGGGACCGCUUCGGCCACGCGGGGGGCUCGCCGCCGAUCUCCUCUUCGCAGCCGGCAGGCAGAAGCCCAGACAUGCUCGCGUGA